CGCGGCUUCCCGGAAGUGGCCCCGCGGUAGGGGCAGGCCUGGGCUUCAUCUGCGGGUGUGGGGUUCACGGCGUUGGUAUUGGUGGCACUAUGAGUUGCUUCGAGGGACAGAUGGCCGAGUAUCCAACCAUCUCCAUAGACCGCUUCGACAGGGAGAACCUGAGGGCCCGCGCCUACUUCCUGUCCCACUGCCACAAGGAUCACAUGAAGGGAUUAAGAGCCCCUGCCUUGAAAAGAAGGCUGGAGUGCAGCUUGAAAGUUUGCCUAUACUGUUCACCUGUGACUAAGGAGUUACUGUUAACUAACCCGAAAUACAGAUUUUGGGAGAAACGAAUUAUGUCUAUUGAAAUCGAAACUCCUACCCAGAUAUCUUUAGUGGAUGAAGCAUCAGGAGAGAAGGAAGAGAUUGUCGUGACUCUUUUACCAGCUGGUCACUGCCCGGGAUCAGUUAUGUUUUUAUUUCAGGGCAAUAAUGGAACGGUCUUGUACACAGGAGACUUCAGAUUGGCAAAAGGAGAAGCCGCUAGAAUGGAGCUUCUGCACUCUGGGGGCAGAGUCAAAGACAUCCACAGUGUUUAUUUAGAUACUACUUUCUUUGAUCCAAGAUUUUUCCAAAUUCCAAGUCGGGAGGAGUGUUUAAGUGGAAUCUUGGAGCUGGUUGGAAGCUGGAUCACUCGGAGCCCGUACCAUGUUGUGUGGCUGAACUGCAAGGCAGCUUAUGGCUAUGAAUAUUUAUUCACCAACCUUAGUGAAGAAUUUGGAGUCCAGGUUCAUGUGGAUAAGCUAGACAUGUUUAGGAACAUGCCUGACAUCCUUCAUCAUCUCACAACGGACCGCAGCACUCAGAUCCACGCAUGCCGCCAUCCCAACGCAGAGGAAUAUUUUCAGUGGAACAAAUUACCCUGUGGAAUUACUUCCAAAAAUAGAAUUCCGCUCCACACAAUUAGCAUUAAGCCGUCUACCAUGUGGUUUGGAGAAAGAACCAGAAAAACAAAUGUAAUUGUGAGGACUGGAGAGAGUUCCUACAGAGCUUGUUUUUCUUUUCACUCCUCCUACAGUGAGAUUAAAGAUUUCUUGAGCUACAUCUGCCCUGUGAAUGCUUAUCCAAAUGUCAUUCCAAUUGGCACAACUAUGGAUAAAGUUGUAGAAAUCUUAAAGCCUUUAUGCCGGUCUUCCCAAAGUAUGGAGCCACAGUAUAAACCACUGGGAAAACUGAAGAGAGCCAGAAUAGUCCACCAAGACUCAGAGGAGGAAGAUGAUGAUCUCUUUGAUUAUCCUCUGCCAAUACCUUUAAGGCACAAGGUUUCAUACCAGAAAACUUGUCACCCUGAGGCACUUUCAAUGACUGCAGCAUCAGAAAACCAGCCUGAAAAACAGAGACAACGCCCAGGAUGCUGCAGAGCAGAGAGCAUGGAGAGCUCUCGUUUCACAAACUUUGUAGAUUGUGAAGAAUCCAACAGUGAAAGUGAAGAAGAAUUAGAAAUCCCACCUUCACUGCCAGGAGAUCUGGGCUCUGUACUUCACCAGCAAAAGGCUGAUGGGGAUGUACCCCAGUGGGAAGUAUUCUUUAAAAGAACUGAUGAAAUCACAGAUGAGAGUUUGGAAAACUUCCCUUCUUCCACAGAGGCGGGGGGAUCUCAGUCACCAAAGCUUUUCAGUGACUCUGAUGGAGAAUCAACCCACAUCUCCUCCCAGAAUUCUUCCCAGUCAACACACAUAACAGAACAAGGAAGUCAAGGCUGGGACAGCCAAUCUGAUACUGUUUUGCUAUCUUCCCAAGAGAGAAACAGUGGGGCUAUUACUUCCUUGGACAAAGAUGACUACAGACCAACAAUCAAAGAGAAGAUUCCUGCCUCUCUCAUGGAUCAAAAUGUAAUUUGCCCAAAGGAUACUUGUUCUGAUUUGAAGAGCAGAGAUGAUGAUGUAACAAUAGUUCCUGGUCCUGGAGAACUAACUACUAUAAGCAUGGAGAAACACAUACCUGAGGAAAAAAGUUUGCUAAAUCUUAGCACAAAUGUAGAUUCCCAGAGCUCUUCUGAUUUUGAAGUUCCCUCAACUCCAGAAGCUGAGCUACCUAAACGAGAGCAUUUACAGUAUUUAUAUGAGAAGCUGGCAACUGGUGAGAAUAUAGUAGUCAAAAAAAGAAAAUGCUCACUCUUAGAUAUUUAAUAAUUCAAAGUGCUUCAACCUAGAGCAACCACUAAAAAACCUGCACAGAGAUGACGGUCAAUAUUACAGUAGAGAAAAUGUAAUACUUAAAAAUGUUCAAGUAACCUGGCUGGGUAUGCUGGCUCAUACCUGUAAUCCCAGCACUUUGGGAAGCUAAGGUAGGCAAUCACUUGAGCUCAGGAGUUCGAGACCAGCCUUGCUAACACAGUGAGAUGUGUCUCUACUUACAAAAAA
Messenger RNA from Saimiri boliviensis boliviensis (Bolivian squirrel monkey), 2402 nucleotides. RefSeq names its product DNA cross-link repair 1C (gene DCLRE1C). Gene Ontology annotation, biological process: telomere maintenance; double-strand break repair via nonhomologous end joining; interstrand cross-link repair. Gene Ontology annotation, molecular function: 5'-3' DNA exonuclease activity; damaged DNA binding. The record is from RefSeq and is a predicted model, not a curated record. NCBI's taxonomy places the organism in Eukaryota, Metazoa, Chordata, Mammalia, Primates, Cebidae.